CGUAUUUAUAUGACGCAUUCUUUGUGGUAUUUAUUAUCUAGCCAUCGUCGCCAUUUCGAAAACAGCAUUAGCAUUCUUCCAUCUCAGUCGCGCCUCCCAUCUUCCACCCGAAACAAUCAAGUUCCACAUUCAGCUUCUAACCCCACCAAAUCAAGAAACAUGUCUUUCGCAGUCGGAGGAGCAGCCAUUGGGUUCGAUGACUUCGUCAGCCCAGGUGUCAGUGCCCGCGGUAUUGAGUACGGCGCCAGCUCAUACCCAGUUCUCCACCCAAGACAAAACAGCACAGCACCAGCGACAAAUGACACAGUCAACAUGUUCAUAGACUCUAUGGACGAAGACUGGGAAUACGCUGCAUCCAUCAUUGAAGCUUGUGCCGAUCGAACAGUUUUGGCGCUUCGGUGCACCUCCGGAGGAAGCUUCGUUGGCACCCAAACUUGUGGUCCUAAUGCCGCCGCCGCAACUGUGACUGUGGCAUCUACUUCAUACUACUUGUCCAGCGCCGUGACGACCUCAACUCUUGGCAGCCAGGUAUCCGCUACCGCCAUUGAAUCGUGCCAGCUUGGUGGCACAACAGCUGCAACCUGCGCUGUAACCAUCGGAGGAGAGGUUGAUGGCAAGAAAACCUCAACGAGCACAACAACAACAGUAUCUGGCACAGACUACUACCGGUUCGAUGUAGCCAUCACCGGUGGUGCAGAGAAGACUGCUUCUGCCACGGCGACUUGCGCGCCUGGGAAGAAUGCGGGCACGUCUUUGAGCGCUAAGUCGAUGAUGGUGUUUGGAUUGGCUGGUCUUGCUACGAGUGUUCUCGCCCUCUUGUAAUCUUUUACCAGCGACUUGUUUGGCUUUAAUGUAAUACCCCAGCUAUGUACUGUUUUAUCAAAAGAAGGUUUCACUCGCAUUGAGAGUGGUUGCAUAGCAUUAUUUGGGUCAUGUACCUCCUCUUGUUCAGGUCGUAAGAGGACUUGACUCUUGCGAUAUUCCUAGAAACCUACAAAAUAACGUUUUAAUGAUGAAAUAGAAAUGGCUAU
Messenger RNA from Cadophora gregata, 1031 nucleotides. RefSeq lists its product as uncharacterized. NCBI's taxonomy places the organism in Eukaryota, Fungi, Ascomycota, Leotiomycetes, Helotiales, Ploettnerulaceae. The coding region runs from base 10 to 822 and encodes 270 amino acids. The transcript has 3 exons. The record is from RefSeq and is a predicted model, not a curated record.